This is a messenger RNA of Cordyceps militaris CM01, 1260 nucleotides long. Its product is annotated as Protein kinase-like domain. The transcript is spliced from 2 exons. NCBI's taxonomy places the organism in Eukaryota, Fungi, Ascomycota, Sordariomycetes, Hypocreales, Cordycipitaceae. The record is from RefSeq and is a predicted model, not a curated record. The coding region runs from base 1 to 1260 and encodes 419 amino acids.
AUGGCCGAUUCUCUCCCACUCGGAAGUACUGCCUGGACAAAUGGGGAGGAAUAUGGAGGCGGCGAGUACACUAUGCGCAUCAACCGAUUCAUCGAUACAGUCAACGAAAAAGCCCUGCUCUCGCACGCCUCGUUGCUUCGGGGGGAGCAACCAUGCACUCUUUCUCGCGAGUUUUCCGUAGGACAUUUUAAUCUUGUGCGCAAGAUCCAGUUUGACGACGGCGUUGAGUGGGUUGUGAGGCUGCGGAUGCCUCCGAUGCCGGAAGAGGGCAGCGUGAUGGCCUCCCCGGAGAGCAUCAUGGUAGAAAUGCAGUCGGAACUUGCCACGAUGGAAUUUGUGCGGCAAAACACGGACAUUCCAAUCCCAAGAGUCUACGCCUGGGAUUCGAAUGCCCAAAACGCAGUUGGAUGCCCAUUUUCCAUGAUCGAAUACGUCCAUGGCAACACCGCGGAAGAAAUGUCUCAAAAGUAUCCUGGCGAGCAUGAAGGCAUCCCAGCGCAGUUUGAGGAGAAAUUCUGGCAGCAAAUGGCCAAGUUCAUGAUGCAGCUUGCCUCGAUCCGGGUACCAAAAAUCGGCUCCAUCAUCCGAGACGGCUCAGACUCGUUUGUCGUGGGACAGCUAGUUGAAACAGGCACGGGGCCGUACGAUUCUGCUGCAGAGUUUUACGCCGACUACCCUCUGGCGCUGAGUAAAAGCCUCGGCGAGCAGCCCGUCAGCGGGCAAGAGGAGUUGGUGCAAGCAUUCCGCUCCCUCGCUACUUCCUUUCCAUCUCCUGUGACGCGAGUGGGAGAUGACUCUGGCGAGGGGUUUGGCCUGGCCAACUACGAUCUCAAUCCGAAUAACGUCAUUGUUGAUCGCGAGUUCAACGUACUCGCCGUCAUUGACUGGGACUCUGUCAUCUCGGUGCCUGAUGCGGGCCUCUACCGCUUCCCGUAUCUGAUGGGCGUCAGCUGCGCUGUCCCAGGAGUUGUUGACGCACACCCCGCAGUAUUGAAGCGGGAGCAGCUUGGGCGGCGAUUUGCUGAGGUUGUUGAACAAGUGGCAAAAACGCAAGCGGGUAAAGACUCGGAAGGUGCGAACAAAUGGCCCAAGCACCUUUUUACGAAAUCAGGAUUUUUCUCCAAGGAGGCGGUGGCCUUUCGCUCGCUGCUAGACGUCAAAAUGCGUCAGGAUUGGGUCAACAACAAGUGGCUGCACGGUCUAAAAUGGUUGAGCGAGCACAAUGAUAUGCAAGUCGCGCAGUUUUAUCUCCAAGGUUGA